Molecule: messenger RNA, 1055 nt
Organism: Andrographis paniculata
Lineage: Eukaryota; Viridiplantae; Streptophyta; Magnoliopsida; Lamiales; Acanthaceae
Exons: 3
Coding region: 354-617 (87 amino acids)
Source: RefSeq, a predicted model, not a curated record
AAUUCAAAGGCAUGCAAGGUGUUCGAUGAAUUGCCCCAAUAGAAAUAGACACAGUAUAUGCUUUUUGACUUGUGUAUUAAUUUUUGUGAUUUGUGUUAGUGCAUACAGACCAAACAAACACCACAUAAAGUGCCCCACUGUCCAUUGCCCCCUUUCCCCCACAAAUGUAUGUAUUUAAAUGCAGCACUUGAUUGCCUUAAUGUUUACAAUACAAUUUGAUUUAUGGAUUGAUGAUCUUGUUCAUGGUCACAGCUGUAUUGUAGAGUGAGAAAGUUUUUAGAGAGAGAGUGAGAAAAAAAAAAAGAAGGGUUUAGUCUAAAAGGAUUUGUUGUGUGAUUUUAUCAUAUCCAUCAAUGGCUUGCAUUUGGAUUAGGGUUGUUUUUGUUGUGGCUUUGUGCUUCUCUUGCCUUGUCUUCAUGAAUGGUGCUGUCCCAAUUACAAGAAGUUCUAACAUGAUGGAUAAGCCUCGCCUUGAUGAGCCGGUCGAAACCCUUUUCUUGGAAGAUAUGAAGGUUGAGAGGAGAAUGGAGAUGGAGGUGACGGACUAUCCGGGAUCGGGGGCUAACAAUCGCCACACUCCCAGGGCUCAAAUAACUCGGAAUGAGAGGCUGCAUUGAGCCAAGAAGCUAAGGCCAUUGAGAAACAAAUAUCUUGGUAUUGUUGGCAUGAUUGAUCCCAUUAUAUAUAUCUUGAGGGUUUUUUCAUGGAAUUGAAGGGGAUGUUUGUUGGCUUGGUCUUGGUUCUUGAUUGCCAUGGCAUCUACUUCGUGUAUCUCUCUCUCUAUAUCUCUCUCUCUCUCUCUCUAUAUAUAUAUAUAUAUGUGAUAGAGGGAUUAAAUGGAUCUAUUGGCUUUCCAAAUUGGGGAUUACUAUGAAAGCCAUCAUCCAUGCACUUCAUGUGUCUUGGGAGAAAGUAGACUUACAUAUAUAUAUAUAUAUAUGUAUGUAUGUAUGUAGGCUUUUACGUAUGUAUGUGGUUGGAUUUGAGGUUACUUUGUGAUUUAGGUAUUGGUAGUGGUUGAUAUUCUAUAAUUAAAUUUAAUAUUUCUCUUUUAA